AUGGCCAUCAUCAAUUUGACCGCACUGUUUUCGCGCCUUGUGUCGAAUCUCCCUUACACUUCCCUUGCUCUACUUUUUUGUGUUGCAUAUGUUGCUGUAUAUCGCAUCUAUUUCUCCCCUUUGGCACACGUGCCAGGGCCAAAGCUCGCCGCUGUUAGCAGUUUGUACGAGUUCUACCACGACUGCAUCCGUCUGGGACAAUUUGUCUUUCGCCUGGACGAGUUGCAUAAACAAUAUGGCCCGAUUGUCCGUAUCGGCCCUAGCGAGGUCCAUAUCAAGGAUGCCCAGUUCUUCGACAAAUUCUACAAUGUGACAACCAAGCUUGACAAAUAUGAUUGGUUCUACCGAUUUGCGAAUACUCCCUAUGCGUCUUUCGGCACGAUAAAGGCAGAGGAUCACCGUCUGCGCCGGAGCGCUUUGGCCAAGCAUUUCUCGCCAGCCAGUAUCAUCAGGCUGGAUCCAGUGAUAACACAGGCCGUCAGCAUAUUAUGUCGACGGCUUGAAGAGCACCGUCGCGGGAAAAGGGUAGUUGACCUCGGAAAUGCUUUCAGAUGCUUCUCCGGUGAUGUCGUCACUGAAUACGUUGUGCCCGAUCCCCUCACUCUCCUUGAACAUGAAAACUUUGCAGCGGAUUACAAUUCUGUUUUUAUAAGGAGAUUUGCCAUAUUCGGGACUUUCAACCGCCAUCUGGGCUGGCUCUUACCAGUCAUGCUGUCGAUGCCAAGAUGGCUCCUCUUGCUUACCAACCCUCCAGCAGUUCUGCAAGUCUUUAGCAGAAUUAAGCUGAUAGAAGAGCAGGCUCGGAUUGUCACGCAAAGCGGCGGACCUCCGAAGCAGAAGAAAAACUAUCCACUCGUCCUCAGCAGCAUCUACCACUCCGACCUUCCAGCGCACGAAAAGACCUUGAUCCGCCUUGCCCAAGAUGGGCUCGUCUUGGUAAUGGCGGGCACAGAAACAACUGCCAUAACCCUAUCAGUGGCCACCUAUCACCUUCUCACCAAACCCCAUUUACUCAAAAGACUCCAGAUCGAGCUCCAAUCCAGCUUCCCAGCUGCCGCAGACGAUACCAUCAUCAGCUACCGUGACCUAGAAAAACUCCCCUUCCUCACCGCUUGUCUCAAUGAAAGCCUCCGUCUCGGCUCCCCCGUCUCUGGGCGCCUCCCCCGCAUCGAUCCAAACUCACCCAUCACCUACGGCGACCACACCCUACCCGCCGGCACCGCGAUCAGCAUGACCCUUCGCGACAUCCACUAUGACCCCUCCAUCUAUCCGGAUCCGCGAUCUUUCAACCCGGACCGCUGGCUCGAAGACACGGAUCGAGCCCGCAAGCUCCACGAGCACUUCCUCGUCCCCUUCGGCAAGGGCGCCCGAAGCUGCAUCGGCAACAACCUCGCCCUGGCCGGGAUGUAUGCGAUCCUGGGGAACAUGUUCCGGAAGUUCGAAGCGAUCGAACUGUUUGAGACGACGGCAGAUGAUUUUGAGAUGGCGUACGAUUUCUUCUCGCCGUUUGCAAAGUCUGAUUCGAAGGGCUUGAGGGUGCUGAUCAAGUAG
Messenger RNA from Endocarpon pusillum Z07020, 1551 nucleotides. RefSeq lists its product as uncharacterized. The transcript has 3 exons. NCBI's taxonomy places the organism in Eukaryota, Fungi, Ascomycota, Eurotiomycetes, Verrucariales, Verrucariaceae. The coding region runs from base 1 to 1551 and encodes 516 amino acids. Gene Ontology annotation, molecular function: oxidoreductase activity, acting on paired donors, with incorporation or reduction of molecular oxygen; heme binding; monooxygenase activity. The record is from RefSeq and is a predicted model, not a curated record.